Molecule: messenger RNA, 2046 nt
Organism: Leishmania braziliensis MHOM/BR/75/M2904
Lineage: Eukaryota; Euglenozoa; Kinetoplastea; Trypanosomatida; Trypanosomatidae
Exons: 1
Coding region: 1-2046 (681 amino acids)
Biological process (GO): inositol trisphosphate metabolic process
Cellular component (GO): cytoplasm
Molecular function (GO): ATP binding; magnesium ion binding; inositol-1,3,4-trisphosphate 6-kinase activity
Source: RefSeq, a predicted model, not a curated record
AUGAGUCACACCACAUCGCCUUCACCGGCAUCGCCGGAACACUCGACGAUGCGCACCAUCACCGUUGCCCUCUGCGCGAGCUCCAAGAAGUACCAGCAGUCCUUUGACGCGCUACGAGAGGCAGGGAAGCUGCACAAUGAGCGCGUUCUCCGGCUGCAACAGCACUUGGCGGCGGGCCAAGCGUGUGGGGGCGAUGCUAGCGGGGACGCAGGUGGCGCAAGCACAGCGGCGCAGCAGAAGGGCUGCCUCAGUCCCAACAACGGCAACCGCAGCAUGACUCCGCGCACGAGGAGUCGAAGGGUAAGCCGCGCGACCUCCGACGUAGCCACAGCGCACUCUGCUCAGAGCUUCUGCACGGCAGUGGACUCGGCGUCACAUUCCAUCUUGGACAAUUGCCUCUUCCGCUUUCUCAACUUAAACUAUGAUGCCCAGUGGCACCGCAUGGUCGUGUGUGACAGCGGAGAUAGCACAGGAGUGGACCUACCCGCCGUCGUCGCGAAUGAAGAGAGUAAGGCCAAGGCAGGGCGGAUCCUGAGCGUAGAUGAGCACGCGGUGACGGACGACGGGGUCAGAGGCAGGGCAGAACCAUCCCAAGGCGCACUCACAGACACGGUGGAUGUGGUGCUGCACAAGGUGGCGACGUUCGGCACUCCGUUUGCAGUCCACGCGCUUGAACGGUGGUGCAAAUUUGCGCAGAAGCGGCGAAGCCGACAGUGCAGGGUGCCUCUCGUUGUGGUCGACCCCAUCGAAAAGGUUCAGCUGCUCAUGACGCGCAGUCUGCAGUGCAAGCUGCUGGACAGCAUGGGCGACGACAAGCAACCCGUCGCGCUGACACCGCGCACGUUCAUGUGGGAGCGACCGUCCAGUGUACCUUUUCGCCGCACCGGGGGCACGAGCGGAUCAAGCGUAGCCACCCCGCUUGGUAUCCACUCUUUCACAUUUAUGGACGAGGAGGAGGCGCGCGCGAACGGGACGGCGGCGGAACGCUGGUGGAUUGCAAAACCUAACAAGAGUACUGGCCCCGCCUUCACACAUCAUCUGGUGAUGUGGCUCACCCGCGAUGCGGAUGUGACGGUGCCGACAGCCGUGAAGGCCGCCCUCCCGACCGAGGCUCGUCGCUUCAUUAUACAGGAGCUCUAUGUGUACGCGCUCCCAGUGGUGCUGAAGGUGUACUGUGUCGGUUCACAUAUGAGCGUGAAGGUGAAUCCCACCGUGAACCUGCUGGCCCACCUGUGGGAGCACACGCGCGGGUCGACAGCGGUAGACGUGCCAGUGACGAUCGACUCCCAAGACAAGGUGUUCUUCUCGGACGUCGCCAGCGGCUCCACUGCCAGCUCACGGCAUACGUCGUCCACCGCAUCGCUUACAGAGCUGCCCCAGGGUAUGUCAAGGAGCAGCACAAGCGCGGAACAGCUGUCGACUCCAUGGGAGUCGAUGAUUGCGCCAGCGGACAGGUGGGACGCCUUCUUUGCCCCAGGCACUCCUGCCCACACCGCCAUCAGCAAACUGGCGCAGAACCUCUCUGGUUACGCCGGCAUUGGUCUCUCCCUGUAUGGUUUCGAUCUCGUGCUCGUACCACAGCAUCUCGCACACACGUACCAACGCAAGGGCGCGCGCGGCAUUGGACGCACCGAAGGUGCCACCGUGCGGUACGAUGGGGUGGCGUCCUCGUCGUCGAAGGUGGCCCACCGCAGCGCUGACACACCGGAACUGACGCCGCGGCCCUCUGCUAACCACAGCAUGCACACCUCACCUGGAGCGGGCGCCUCAGCGCCGCCAACUCUGGUGCCGCAACCGUUUCACGCCAGCGACAUGUUUGACCGCAUCUCUGGCGCGCCGACGUCGCUCUUGCUGGACAGCAUCCCUGUAGUCAUCGAUGUGAACUACUUCCCUGGUUACAAGGGAAUCGCCGAAGCGAACCAGCACAUGCUGGAGCUGAUUGCUCUCAAGACUCUGCACGUGCAGAAUGACUCAUCUAACAGGAUGUGGCCCGCCGACGCCGCGGCUGGGAAGUAUGCUAAGAAGCGGCACUGCUCGAUAAUGUAG